AUGAUCAAUGAUGUUCUUUUCAUUUCAUAUCAAAGCGAUAAUCAUGGAGGAAAGCUCUUAACUUUUAAGGCAAAAAAGAGCUUACCUCUAGCUUUUUCUCAAACAUUAACGAAUUUGUCAAGGAAAAUGAUUCUGUGUAAGAGAGAUUCAAGUACCUUGGUUGCUGUUCUUGUGGCUUGUGUGGUAUUGCUCUUUGGAGCUGUGAGCAGUCAACCGAGCCUUGAGCCUCGUUUUGCCUAUGUUGGAUUCAAUGAAAGGGAGCACAACCAAGACUUCUCCUUCACUCAAGGGUCGUCUUCCAUCGAUGAGGGCGCCCUGCAGCUAACUCCCGACUCGCAGAACGAUAUUGUUCGCCUUCAAAAUACGUCUGGCCGGAUUAUGUACCACCAGCCAUUCAAGUUAUGGCUAGAUGAAGAGGGAGAUGACAUUGUUGCUUCUUUCAACUCAUACUUUUACAUCAAUAUUUUCAGAAAGAAAGAAUGGAAUGCCGGUGAGGGGCUUACUUUUCUUAUAGCUCCGACUGCUGAUGUACCUGAUCAGAGCUGGGGGCAGUGGAUGGGCCUCACCAAUGCAACUACCGAUGGCAGCAGCACAAACCAAAUUGUAGCCAUUGAAUUUGAUACCCAGAAGCAGGAUUUCGACCCCGACGACAACCAUAUCGGUCUGAACGUCAACUCCAUUCGAUCAAGGAAGACUGUAUCCUUGAAUAAAGCUGGCAUAGUUUUAUCCCCAGAGAUUGGAACCAAUUACAGCAUCUGGGUUGUUUAUGAUGGAAUAUCCAAACUUUUGCAGGUUUACAUGUCUGCAAACAAAGAUCCAAAACCUGAUAAACCUCUUCUCAAUGAAACAAUAAACCUCAAACAGUAUGUGAAACAAGAAUCAUACAUUGGAUUUUCUGCUUCCACAGGCAGCCCGGAAAUUCAGUUGAACUGUGUCUUGGAAUGGAUGCUGGAUUUGGAACAUCUGCCAGAGAAGAAAAAUCUAAUUUGGUUGAAGAUCCUUGCCGGGGUUGGAAUCCCGAUACUAACGAUCGUGAUUCUGAUUGGGGUUUGGUUAUUUGUUGGUUAUAUGAAGAGGAGAAGAGUGAGCAGGGACGAGGAGUCGAAUGUUCAGGGCACGCUGAAGAGGUUGCCGGGAAUGCCGAGAGAGUUCAAGUACAAGGAACUACGGAAGGCGACUCAUAACUUCCAUGAAAGCAUGGUUCUGGGAAAUGGAGGCUUCGGGGUUGUUUACAAAGGGAUUCUAGAAGAAAAGGAUAAGGACUUCACUGCAUCAUCAAGUUCUGUUGCCAGGCUUGAAGUUGCUGUCAAGAAAUUCUCCAGGGACAGCAUUAAGAGCAAAGGCGAUUUUCUGGACGAGCUCACCAUUAUUCACCGUCUUCGCCACAGGAACCUCGUCCGUUUAGAAGGGUGGUGCUACGAGAAAGGGAAGCUUUUAUUAGUAUAUGAUUUCAUGCCUAAUGGAAGCCUUGAGAAUCACCUGUAUGACAUUGCCGACCAGAAUGUUCUCAACUGGAGACAUCGCUAUAAAAUCCUUGUAGGAGUUGCAUCCGCGUUGCAUUACCUGCAUAAUGAGUACGACCAGAAGGUAUUGCACCGAGAUAUCAAAUCAAGCAAUAUCUUACUCGACUCCGACUUCCAUGCUCGUCUAGGAGAUUUCGGCCUUGCGAGAGCGUUGGACCCUGAAAGAAACUCUUAUGCAGACCUCCAACAUGGAGGAGUUGCAGGCACAAUGGGUUAUGUUGCUCCUGAAUGCUUCCACGAAGGAAGGGCGACUCCAGAAUCCGACGUAUAUGGUUUUGGGGCAGUGGUGCUUGAGAUUGUUUGUGGCAGGAGACCAGGAGCUCCUGUGGAAGACGAGCAACAUCAAUAUACCUUAGUUGAUUGGGUGUGGAAGGUACACCGCGAAGGACAUAUCGAAAAAGCAGUCGAUAACCAGCUCGGUGAUGAUAUUGUCGUCGAUGAAGCUAGGAGGCUUCUACUACUUGGGUUGGCAUGUUCACAUCCCAUGGCAAGUGAACGGCCACAAACUCAGGAUAUACUCCAAAUUUUAAAUGGAGCUUUGCCUGCACCUCGUGUACCUCCAUUCAAGCCAGUCUUCAUGUGGCCUCCCAUGAUGAACACUACCUCCUCCACCAGUAACAAUCUCAGUUCACUGUCAAACACAAAUAACUCUCUUUGAUGAAGUUUCACCAUAGCUGGUCCUGUGCUUCAGUCCCUGCAACUUACAUCAUUAAAUUGGAGUAGACAACAUCAUUUGUUUAUUGUUUUUAUUAUUUUCACUAAGAUAUGUGGUGUGUAAUGUGAAUA
Cucurbita pepo subsp. pepo (vegetable marrow) is the source of this 2309-nucleotide messenger RNA. Its product is annotated as putative L-type lectin-domain containing receptor kinase S.5. Gene Ontology annotation, molecular function: carbohydrate binding; ATP binding; protein kinase activity. The record is from RefSeq and is a predicted model, not a curated record. Gene Ontology annotation, biological process: protein phosphorylation. NCBI's taxonomy places the organism in Eukaryota, Viridiplantae, Streptophyta, Magnoliopsida, Cucurbitales, Cucurbitaceae.